Molecule: messenger RNA, 1254 nt
Organism: Camelina sativa (false flax)
Lineage: Eukaryota; Viridiplantae; Streptophyta; Magnoliopsida; Brassicales; Brassicaceae
Product: F-box protein At1g30790-like
Molecular function (GO): protein binding
Source: RefSeq, a predicted model, not a curated record
AUGAAACGCAGGAACGAUGAGAAGGACAGGUUGUGCAACAUCGCAAGCAGUCUCGAUUCUGGACCUGUUCAUCCCACCGCUUCUUCAGUCCCGGUUGCUCUGCCUGAAACCUCUUCCUCCGCCGCUAUUAAUGUAGCUCCGAGCUACGAUGAUUCCGCUUCGACGGCGGUUGGAGCUGGGAGGGGACGAAGUUUCCGAAAGACUGUCUAUAGACAUUGGCUUCGAUGUCUGUGUGUGAAUUACAGAGACGAUGAGAAGGAUAGGUUCUGCAGCAGCUCAAGUAAGUUGGAUUCGAUCCCUCUUCAAUACAAGGAGCGAUAUCGUAACACUGAGAAAGCCACAAGCUCAAGUAAGUUAGAUUCGAUCCCUCUUCAAUCCAAGGAGCGAUAUCGUAACACUGAGAAAUCCACUAACUCAAGUAAGGUAGCUUCGAUUCCUGUUCAAUCUAAUGAGCGAGAUUGUAAAACUGAGAAAGCCACUAGCUCAAGUAAGAUAGAUAUGCUUCCUCUUGACCUAGAGAUUGAUAUACUGAGUAGACUGCCGGCCAAGUCUCUUGUGAAGUUCCAAUGCGUGUCAAAGAUGUGGUCUUCCAUCAUCCGAAGCCAGAGUUUCGUCGAUUCCUACUACGCUAUGUCCUCUAUGACGCAAUCGCGGUUUUUAAUCUCUUUCAGUAAUGGUGGUCAAUCAGCCAUAGACAAGCGUUUGUUUAUCUUCUCGUCUUCACACAAGGGAAGGGAAUCUUCAUCUUUGGCAACCAAUCUCCAUAUGACAAUACCUUCCGUGACCUUGACUAGCUGCUCCGGCUCCACCUGUGUUUCCGUCCAUGGCUUCCUUGGGAUUACUGCCGGUCAUCCGUUCAUUGUGUGUAACCCUAGCACGGGGAAACUCACUUGCUUACCAGGGCCAGGCACAUCCUUGGGAUACGAUCCUGUUGAUGAUCAAUUCAAAGCAUUGACCAUGUUGUCUAAUCCUUACCAGCAACCUGAUUUCCUAGUGCACGAGGUUAUAACACUAGUUGUAGGAGGAGAAUCUUCCUGGAGACGCAAUCGGGUUAUCACCCCUUUUUAUUACACUGUAACUAAAGCAAUAAGCAUCAAUGGUUUCGUGUAUUUUGGUGCUUGGACCCCCAAACGAGAAGAGAAUCCAGUGAUUGUGUGUUUUGAUGUUAGACAUGAGAAGAUUAGUUUUAUCGAAGCGCCUGAGGAUGUUGUGGAUUUUGAGGUUUCUUCUGAUUUUGAGGUUUCUUCUCUAUAA